Molecule: messenger RNA, 1422 nt
Organism: Naumovozyma castellii
Lineage: Eukaryota; Fungi; Ascomycota; Saccharomycetes; Saccharomycetales; Saccharomycetaceae
Gene: TED1
Product: Ted1p
Exons: 1
Coding region: 1-1422 (473 amino acids)
Source: RefSeq, a predicted model, not a curated record
AUGUGGAAACCAAUUUUGAAGAAGUUUGCUAUCAUUGCAACUUUUUUGACGAUAAUAAGUAAUAUCUUGAUUUUUACCUACCCAUCGUUACACCCAACUCGAUGUUCAUGGAGAUGCUCCACAAGGACUAAUGAAAUUGAUGUUUCUAGCCUUUCCUUGUUUGAAAGAAUCACAUAUUAUUCGAACAGGUAUUUUCAUGAUGUUAAGGAACAACUAUUCAAUGACAAUAAGGGUGAAUUGAAUGUUGACGAUGAAGACGACAUUCAUCUAUUGGCAUUUGGCGACCCUCAAAUUAAAGGUAUCUGGCAUAAUACUCCAUACAAAAGUCGUCUAGACAUUUAUGGUAAUGACUACUAUUUGGGGCAUAUAUAUUCCAUGAUGCAAAGAAGAUUACACCCCUCCCACGUAGCCAUCUUAGGUGAUCUGUUUUCUUCACAGUGGAUUGGUGAUUCUGAGUUCUUCAAUAGGACAACAAGAUAUAUGAAUAGAAUUUUCAAGAGAGACACUACAACUUGGUUAAAGGAUUUGAAAGAGAGGGAACAUGAUGAAAAUGGUCAAUAUAGAGUGGAUUGGAGUAAAUGGGCAGAUCAAUUCAAAGCAAACGCGGCUUCUAAAAACUUCUCAUUUGGAUAUAAUGAUGUUUAUUCAUGGGAUCCAGAAAACGAAAAUUAUUUAUUUAUUAAUUUGACUGGGAAUCAUGAUGUCGGAUACUCUGGGGAUGCCACUUAUCAGCAUAUGGCCAGAUAUCAUGAAGUAUUUGGUAAAGAUAAUUUUUGGAUCGAAUAUGAAACAGAUACAAACCAUCCCUGGAGAAUUGUUGUAUUAAACUCCUUACUCCUGGAGGGACCUGCAUUACAACCAGAGUUUAUUGAAAAUAAUUGGGAAUUUCUAUAUCAGUUAUUUGAACGAAGAUUUAACGGAAGCACCGUUUUAUUAACUCACGUGCCGUUAUACAAAGAAGAAGGUCUAUGUGUCGAUGGUCCUCUAUUUAGAUAUUACCCAGAUGACUACAAACCAGAACCAUAUAAGAAAAACCUCUUAAGGUCUCAAAAUCAUCUUGGAGAAGCAGUAACCAAUAAAGUCUUGAAUUUGGUUUUCGAUAAUGAUAAGCCUGGCAUUAUCUUGAAUGGACACGAUCAUGAAGGAUGUGAAACUAGUUAUAAUAGAAUCAAUGGGACAUGGUUUGCUACGAGGGAUGUAGAUCAAACUUCUGACUUCCAUGUUAAGGAAUAUACUGUUAGGUCAAUGAUGGGCGAAUUCAAUGGUAACACGGGAUUAGUUACAGGUCAUUUCGAUAAAAAUACUAUGACCUGGAACUGGUAUUUUACACUUUGCCCCUUUGGCCUUCAACAUUUUUGGUGGUUUGCUAAAGCAUCCGCUAUUAUUACCGGGUUUGUCUGGUCCCUGGUAUUUCUCAUUUAA